UAUCACUCUACCUGGUACUAAUAAUACCGUACUAUACCUAGGUACCCACCCAAGGUAUACAACAGUUACAACUUCAUCUGUUUGCCAUGCGUGAGAUAAUUACUCUACAACUCGGCCAACAGAGCAACUACUUGGCCACUCAUUUCUGGAAUACCCAGGAAUCCUACUUCACCUACGGCACCGAUGAGGAGUCACCCAUCGACCACAAUGUUCAUUUCAGGCCAGGCCUUGGCGCUGAUGGCUCCGACACUUUCACGCCUAGGACAGUCAUCUAUGAUCUAAAGGGGGGGUUUGGCACUCUGAGAAAGAUUAAUGCGUUGUAUGAGAUAGGCGAUGAUGCUGCCUCUAGUAGUUUGUGGCCUGGCCAGAUGGUGGUCCACAGACAGCCGCCCAUAGAGACAAGUGCAUUUCAGGAGAGCCUCGAUACUGGCCAGACACCUCCGGAGCUCAACACGAGCACGGUCAGAUACUGGUCUGACUUCAAUCGCAUCUUUUUCCAUCCGAGGUCUAUCAUCCAACUCAGCGAGUAUGAGCUCAACUCGACUAUCCAGCCCUUUGAGAAAUGGCAUAUGGGUGAAGACCUCUUCGCUUCCCUCGACAAGGAGCACGAUCUUCCAGAUAGAGAUCUUCGCCCUUUCGUCGAGGAGGCAGACCAGAUGCAAGGAUUUCAGAUCAUGACCGGCAUAGAUGAUGCCUGGGGCGGGUUUGCAGCUAAGUACAUAGAGCGACUCAGGGAUGAGUAUGGUAAGAUUCCUAUAUGGGUCUUUGGAGUCCAGGAGCCUUCGAGGGGGCUACCAAGGGAAAAGAGAAUGUUGAAGUUAGUAAACAAGGCCCGGACCCUGGCCGAGCUCAAUUCACAGGCAUCACUAGUUGUUCCUCUCGCUUUACCUGAGAAGCCCCUACCCUCGUCCAUACGACUUGAUGCUUCAUCUCCUUGGCACGUAUCCGCCCUCUUUGCUGCUGCUCUAGAAAGCAUGACACUAUAUACCCGACUAAAGACCACUGAUCGUAUAUACUCGAGUAACCUUGGUAACAUGGCAGACCUCUUGAACGUGUUUGGAAAACAGACUAUCGCGAACCUGGAGAUGAGUAUAUUCGAGACACCGGAUUCCCAGCAAAACGGCAGCGCACCCAGAACCUCCAACGGCUUAAAUGGCCGAGGAGAAGCGGUGGGUAACGGGAAUGGGCAUGGGACAAGUAUGGAGGACGAUUCCGAGUCUGGCUCACAGAAAGGGAGUGUGGCUUUGGACAUCGAUCUAUCGUCCCCUCAAGACCUCAACGUCGAUCCAAACCGAAGACGUCGGAAGCGUCACAUUUUUAGUCAGGUCCUAGCAGAUAGAGGGCUGCAAAACUUAGACGCAGCUCAUGCUCGCGACGACCUGGAGAUGAGGGAGAGAGGUAGAAAUGGCAUGCAGCGCCGCUCCAAGGUCCACAACUACCGUUCGCGAAUGGCCUUCCCGAUCAUCGACAGCUAUCCCAAGAUAUUCGCGGACAAAUACGGCCAUCCCAUAAAGGAUCACUUGUCCGUUCAGACAGCACUGUCCACGGACUCGACCGUAACAGAUAAAGUGAAGGCGCUCCGCACCACUGUCGUCCGCUCGCUCGGUCUAGAAGACCGCGAGACCAUAGGCAACGAACUCGCUGAGAUUGCGGACAGCUAUAAGGAAGGCUGGUCGAGUGACAGCGAUGAGGAUGAUGAUGAUGAUUGAGUGGUGAACAAGGGCUCAUACUUAGGUAGGCACUUACUACGUUACCUUACGUUAGUUACCUGUAGGUAAUCCAUCGGUUGCGAGAAUACCUACCAAUUCGAUCUGGCCUAUAACUUGGCAUAUUGAAUUAGGUAUACUGCCACCGCAGACUAUCUUUUCUUUUGCUAAAUAUUGAUAAUUAUCUCCGCUUGCCUACCUACAUAGGUAGGUAGUAGAUCCUUCAUCCCUAGCCCUUGCCCGUUCCCGACGGUAACCCUCCCCCUAUUUGCCUGCGACUGUGCAUGUAGGCACAUACAUAGCUUGACUCUAUCUCUGCCCGGUCUAAACACCUGUGGCCUCGCUCUUCUAGAUAGUAUAUGCCUAAUCUUCCCAGCAAAUAGGCCGGAGAUGAUUUCGCAUAGCACAGGUCUUGGCUAGAAUCAAGUACAUACCUACCUAGGUAGGUAACCUAGGCAACUCUACCUACCUCGCGCGGAUCUCCCCCCCCCUCCCCAAAUCUCAACCCGAGCUCUU
Molecule: messenger RNA, 2222 nt
Organism: Hypoxylon fragiforme
Lineage: Eukaryota; Fungi; Ascomycota; Sordariomycetes; Xylariales; Hypoxylaceae
Product: tubulin domain-containing protein
Exons: 3
Biological process (GO): mitochondrion distribution
Cellular component (GO): cytoplasm
Source: RefSeq, a predicted model, not a curated record